This is a messenger RNA of Mycosarcoma maydis (corn smut), 582 nucleotides long. RefSeq names its product mitochondrial 37S ribosomal protein uS13m. Gene Ontology annotation, biological process: translation. Lineage: Eukaryota; Fungi; Basidiomycota; Ustilaginomycetes; Ustilaginales. Gene Ontology annotation, cellular component: mitochondrion; ribosome; small ribosomal subunit. The record is from RefSeq and is a predicted model, not a curated record. Bases 1 to 582 code for a protein of 193 amino acids. The transcript has 2 exons. Gene Ontology annotation, molecular function: structural constituent of ribosome; RNA binding.
AUGUAUCUGCUCGGUGUGCAUUUGGCGGAUCAUAAGCUUGUCAGGAUCGCUCUGACAAACUUUUAUGGCAUCUCGUAUGCUACGGCAAAUCGGCUGUGUGCACGUCUAUCCUUGCACGAUCGAGCUACCGUGUCGUCUUUGACCGAGUCGCAGAUCACCCAGCUCUCGGCAUACCUUUCUUCACCAGGAUCGAUCCCUGCUCGUAAAGCAUCGCCCACGCUCCUCCCCUCGUCGAGCGCUGUCUGCUCAAGCCAAGACGUUGUUCGUCCGUCCAUGGAGCAGAACGCGGCCAACGACGCGUUGAGACAGAUCAAGAUCGAAGCCGAUCUCAAGAGAGUGUUGCAUGCCAACAUCAACCAUCACAGGGACGUGGGAAGUUAUCGGGGUAGGAGGCACGCUGCUCAUCUGCCAGUGAGAGGGCAGAGGACAAGUACGAAUGCACGCACCGCAAAGAAGCUCAACAGGUUGGAGAGGAGGGGUUUUGGCACAGUAGCGAGGACCACAACGGAGCAACACGCAAACGUGUCUCUGCAAGAUCUGCUCAGGCCAUUGGCGCGCAUCAGGUUUGGUGGAGAGUGCUAG